AUGGCUGCACCGUUUCCCAACACCUACCAUCUACGAACUGUGGCUUCCACAUCCGCCAAGUCAUGUUAUAUCUGCCUUAAGCCGUCUGAAAAGGUUCUCAUCACUCCCAACAACAAGGAUUUCUUCUACAUCUGUGCCAGCCACCUCAGUGACCGAGGGUUCGCGUCGCCGGUGGUGGAUGCCGAGGCCGAGGCGGCCAAGAAGAAGAAAGAACUGAUGGACAAGGAGAUCCAGAAAGUCAAGGAGGAAUACGAAGAGAAGCAGCGGAAGAGAAAGUCGAAGAAGUCGGGCAAGGAUGAUGACAAGGACAAGAAGAAAAUGGAUGAGGACGGCGAUGACGGCAAGGCUGAGAAAGAAAGGGAUGAAAAGGUCGGUACUACCAUCAUGCCGUCAUUCCAUCAUCCGAACCUGGUCUCCAUCUUCGUUCUACCCACCCAAUGGUCCAAAUAUAUAUUCUAA
Molecule: messenger RNA, 459 nt
Organism: Exophiala aquamarina CBS 119918
Lineage: Eukaryota; Fungi; Ascomycota; Eurotiomycetes; Chaetothyriales; Herpotrichiellaceae
Exons: 2
Coding region: 1-459 (152 amino acids)
Biological process (GO): vacuolar transport
Cellular component (GO): endosome
Source: RefSeq, a predicted model, not a curated record